Acomys russatus (golden spiny mouse) is the source of this 191-nucleotide messenger RNA. Its product is annotated as keratin-associated protein 20-2-like. NCBI's taxonomy places the organism in Eukaryota, Metazoa, Chordata, Mammalia, Rodentia, Muridae. The record is from RefSeq and is a predicted model, not a curated record. Bases 1 to 144 code for a protein of 47 amino acids. The transcript has a single exon.
AUGUGUUACUUUGGUGGAUACUAUGGAGGCCUAGGCUAUGGCUAUGGCUGUGGCUAUGGUGGCUACGGUGGCUAUGGUGGCUAUGGUUAUGGCUGUUGCCGCCCACUCUGCUGUGGAAGGUACUGGUCCUAUGGCUUCUACUGAAGAAUUUCUGCAGCUGUUCAUCACAACUGUCUUCACAUCAGAAGUUC